AUGUCUUACAAUUACCAGACCCCAUCAUGUCCAACACUAGAGGGCCGCAUCAUGAUGUUGCCCAAAUUAUCAGAGAUUGACCCGAGCUACACAACAUCCCUACCUACAGGAAGCGGUAUUUUCAACCAUCCCGUUAUUAUUCUCUCGCAACAAGUUUAUAAGGGCAAAGUAGCAGUAUUUAUCUUGACGAGCUUUGACAGCACACCAAUUCAAAAUCGCUAUAGGGAUCCCAUCCGCCGUCGUUCCUACCUCCCAAUACUCCCAGCCAGCCAUCCAGAUACCAGCAGCGUCCUCAUCGUCGCUCACGGGAAGGUCAUGAAAAAGCAGUCCUACAUUAACUUCAAAGAACUUUACGAAAUCCCCUUUACAGUUCUUCGUCCAUGUUGGAGAGACAGUGAUCUUCACUUGGAAAAGGCGUCCUACCAAAUACUCACCGCAGAGCUGUGGAAGCGCAAUGUUGGCGAACUGGGAGUUACGCUCAGCGGACAUGGCAUAUUGGAGCAGACAUCCCAGCCGGUCUAUGGCCAAGUUCCUGUUCCCACCUCCAGCUAUCCUUUGCCAAACUACUAUCAACAUCCUGUAUAUGGAACGACUUCUACCGGGAUGUAUGACCCUCCCAUUUCGGAGUCUUAUGAGACAUUUGCACAAACUCCGCCAGACGCUUACCGACCACAUACUUCAACUCCAUAUUGGACUGAUCCCGCUACUUCUGUAGCGAAAAAUGCUGCAUGGAUUCAAAAUUAUUCAGUUCGUGCACAUCAAGUCCGACAAGCUAGGCUGGCGAGAUCGACUCAUCUUAUGACAGAACGAACUCGGUUUCCAGUUGAUCAGUGCGCUCACGAUGAGGGUAACAAUGACGGGAGUUGUCUUCGAAUCUUUGUCAUUUUAUGUGUCUUUGUAGGGUGGCUGGUACUAUUGGGCUAA
Molecule: messenger RNA, 924 nt
Organism: Fusarium poae
Lineage: Eukaryota; Fungi; Ascomycota; Sordariomycetes; Hypocreales; Nectriaceae
Exons: 2
Coding region: 1-924 (307 amino acids)
Source: RefSeq, a predicted model, not a curated record